AACGGAAUUGUUGAGCACAAGUUCACGGGCUGUUGGGGAAAAUGAAGAAGUGUGUUUGUGAGCUCUGUAACUGUGGACGGCACCGUUGCCCACACAAGCCCACAUCUCUCUAUGGCAAAGGGAACACAACAACAUGUGAUCUGACAGAGUACUCGGAGCGGUUCCCAGUGUACACGGGUCUGUACAACCCUCCCAACAGCAUGAAACCCAAGCCAGAGAUAGACACAGAUAAGAAGAGAAUGGACGGCACUACGACGUUCAAGACAGACUUCAUUGCCCAUGAGGUCACGCGUCGACAGGGCCGCCAGCCUGCUGAGUACAGGCCUAACCCAGAGAAGAUCGACCUUGGAACCACCUACAACAAGGACUUCAACCCCUACGAGUUCUCACAGCCCUCUUUCGCCGUCAGGCCCAAAGACAUGACUCACAGCAUGGACAAACAUAAGAUGGUGACCAUCCCGAGCUACAAAGACGACUUCAAACAGUGGGAGAUCCACAGGCAGCCGCUAAUCAAGCCCAAAUAUAGUUACCGACCUCCCACCUGCAAGUUCGGCGGUCCCACCACCUUCCAGGACGACUUCAUCCAUGGGGGGGCCAUGGCCCAGCGAGCGAGCUUCAAGCCCCCCAACGUGGUGCCGAGCACCAGCAUCCCCAUGGAGAGUUUCACCUCCAACCGCCACGCCUUCGUCUCCCACGUGCUGGAGCCCCGCUGGCAGCGGCCCCCGGAGACGUACAAGCCCAGCGGUCAGCCCCUAGAGAGCCUCACCACCAACCGCCAUGACUUCCAGGGUCUGGCCGGGGGAGUCCCCGCGAGCUGCAAGCCCAAGACCAACGAGUACUCCUGCAUGGCCGCGUCUAGCCUUCCCAUCCAGGGAAGCACGGAGAAUAAGGAGCAGUUUAAGUCGUGGCCCAUCUCCCUGCCCCAUUUCCACAAGAAGGAGAUGUAUGUGGGCCCUACAGAGCACAUGGACAUGGGCACCACCAUGGCUAAUGCCUACGUGAAGCACCAGAUCCAGCCUUUCAUCUUUGCCAAGGCCCAGCCCACAGCCAAAAUGUCUUCCGCUCCCUUAGAGAAUCGCACCACGAUGCGGGAGGACUUCCCUUCCUGGGGGGUCCACACCAGGCAGCCCAUCGUCCGAAAUGAUGAAAUGUACAAAUCCAGGGGGAAAAUCGAGGAUCUCACCACCUUCAGGGCCCAUUUCACGGCCCAUGAGCUGACCCCCAAUAAGAACUUCAAGCCGCCCAAUCAGCCUCCAAGAAGCGACGCUCCGAUGGAGGACUCUACAAUGUAUCGCUCCGAGUUCACGCCAAAGAGAAUCACCGUGUGCCCGGCCAGCUUCGAGCUUCCUCCAGGCUACAUGUUUGAGGACAGCGAUGACAGGGGCCACAAGUACUUCAGCAAAAUGUCUCCCAAGGACAACAGCCUCCAGCUACCCCCCGACAACGCACUGGCCCCCAUGCAAAGUGCAGUGGCGGUGGGGUAAUAAAGAGCCAAAGCUAGCACUUAAACACAUCUGAGGUGGUCGUGAUUGGGCACAAGUGUUGAUAAUUGAAGAUAUGUAAUUGAUAUACUUUAUUUUAUAAAAAUUAUAAUAAUGCAAUAAUGCAUCAUGCAGUCCUGUGGUAAUAAGUCUGGUGCCAUGAGCUAGGAUUAUAAUGUUAAUUUAAAACGCAGGAGGAUAAAUUGAUCGAUAGAUCAGCUUGAUAGUUGAUAGUAGGACACGGAAAGCGACCAAAAAACAAGUCGGCACAGAAUGUGUUUAGAAACCAAACAACUUUUUAUUCUCUUAUAAUUGUUUUUGAGCACUUUAUUUUCUGAUUUAAUACUUUCAGUUUUCCUUCAAUCAAAUUGCAUUAUCACAAAACACGUGAAAGCAAAUAGUCCAAAAUAUGCUAUAUAUAGUUAUCAGUAGCCAAGGAGAAACACUGAUAAUGAGUACGGUAUGUGUUUAGUUUUUUUUUCUUCAGCGUGUCAUAUUGUAAUAUACAGUAUCUUACAAAAUAACUGGAGAUUGCACUUGACAACAUGCAAAUUAAAAACCCAGC
Messenger RNA from Gadus chalcogrammus (walleye pollock), 2046 nucleotides. RefSeq names its product stabilizer of axonemal microtubules 2 (gene saxo2). The record is from RefSeq and is a predicted model, not a curated record. Gene Ontology annotation, cellular component: centriole; sperm flagellum; cytoskeleton. Gene Ontology annotation, molecular function: microtubule binding. NCBI's taxonomy places the organism in Eukaryota, Metazoa, Chordata, Actinopteri, Gadiformes, Gadidae. The transcript is spliced from 8 exons. The coding region runs from base 42 to 1484 and encodes 480 amino acids. Gene Ontology annotation, biological process: microtubule anchoring.